Molecule: messenger RNA, 962 nt
Organism: Neocloeon triangulifer
Lineage: Eukaryota; Metazoa; Arthropoda; Insecta; Ephemeroptera; Baetidae
Exons: 3
Coding region: 130-642 (170 amino acids)
Cellular component (GO): nucleus
Molecular function (GO): zinc ion binding
Source: RefSeq, a predicted model, not a curated record
GCGUGGCAGCACCGUCGCGUAAACAAACAACGAGAGCUCUGAAAAAUCGUAGCAAAAACAAACGUGUUGUUCUUUUUUCCGCUCGAUUCGACUUGAAAUUUGAUUCAGGAUUUCAAGGGUUUGGGCCUGAUGUCGGUGGACGUGCAGGAGGGCGGCGUCGGCGGCGUCGACAGGGUGCAGUGCCGACUGUGCGGCGAGGCCGAGCGGCCGCGCUUCCUCUUCGACAUCUUCGGCCGCGACGGCGCCAAACACAACCUGGACCUGAAGAUCCGCAAGUGCCUGCCCAUCGUGGUGGAGGAGGAGGACGGCAUGCCGCGCAUGGUGUGCGUCGACUGCAUCAACCGGCUGGACAUGGUGGCCGUGUUCGUCGAGAGCUGCAUGCGGGCGCACCACACGUUCCUCAACGCCCUCACCAACGACCCCCGCAGACGCGCCGCGGCCCCCCCGCCGCCCCCCGACCAAGACCACGAGGAGGUCGUCAUCAAGGUCGAGCCGCACGUCGACGACGAAAUCGACCUGGACCUGCUGCCCCAGGUGCUCCGCCGCCACGACCCUGACCUUGCAAUCGAUGACCCGCCCUCGGACGACCCGGCCACCGUCUUCAUCAAAUCUGAGCCUGUCGAAGUGAACGAGGAGGACUGACGAUGAAGCCAAACAAAAGACUCUGCAUGCGCCAGGUUGCACCCUGAGCUGGACCAGAAAGUGCGAUUUAGUUAAGUUGAAAACUCAAUAUAAUGUUCAGUUCGACCGUUGUUCCGCUGAAAAUGUAAAUAAUUCCAAAAUUUUCAAUUAUCAUUUUUAACAGUAAAAUAAAAUUUAAUUCAAUUAUAAUGAAAGAUUUUUUUAUCAAUUUUUAAAAGAUCUACGUCAAAUUUUAAAUGAAAAUAUCGUAAUUUGGAAUGGUAUUUUAUUAUUUAAGGCAUGAGAAAGUAUGUAAAUAGAUAAAUGGGCCAUGCAAAGCA